This is a messenger RNA of Erythranthe guttata (spotted monkey flower), 2078 nucleotides long. Its product is annotated as glutamate--glyoxylate aminotransferase 2. The record is from RefSeq and is a predicted model, not a curated record. Lineage: Eukaryota; Viridiplantae; Streptophyta; Magnoliopsida; Lamiales; Phrymaceae. Gene Ontology annotation, molecular function: glycine:2-oxoglutarate transaminase activity; L-alanine:glyoxylate transaminase activity; pyridoxal phosphate binding. Gene Ontology annotation, biological process: biosynthetic process; photorespiration.
UUUAAAGCAGAGCCACUCUUCUCACAAACUCCAUUAUCCUAAAAUCCAAACAAGGCCCAAAACAAUUUCCACUUAAUCCAUCCACUGCUCUCUUCAGUGGCUGUGGUUUUUUUGCCUUGAGAAUUUAUGUUCUUUGCCACAUAUACAUAAAUGUAAUAAUAAUAUCCUCUUUUGCCUCAACAAAAAAUCAAAAUUGAAAAAAGAAAAAAGAGGAAAAAAAAAAGAUUCUUUGCUACAUUGAAUGGGCUUUUGAAGUGGGAAGAGAGCCCACCUGAGCAGAGGCUUCUUCUUUACCAGCAGUGAGUGUUGGGACCUAAUUAGGUUCUAAGUCUUGUAAUUGGCAUACAUUUUUUUGUCGUUUCGAGUGCUAGAGAAACACGUAGUUCGUCAUGGCAAAGGCAAUGGAUUACGAAAAUUUGAACGAAAACGUCAAGAAAUGUCAGUAUGCUGUCCGAGGUGAGCUGUAUCUUCGUGCUUCUGAGCUUCAAAAGGAGGGGAAGAAGAUCAUCUUUACGAAUGUCGGCAAUCCGCACGCACUAGGACAGAAACCUCUGACGUUUCCUCGCCAGGUGGUUGCUCUCUGCCAAGCUCCGUUUAUGCUGGACGAUCCGAAUGUAGGGCUUCUAUUUCCCGCUGAUGCUAUUGCGAAAGCUAAACAUUAUCUUUCACUGACUUCGGGGGGUCUAGGUGCUUACAGUGAUUCGCGUGGUCUGCCUGGAGUAAGGAAAGAAGUAGCAGAGUUCAUCGAGAGGCGUGAUGGAUAUCCUAGUGAUCCAGAGCUCAUAUUUUUAACAGACGGUGCUAGCAAAGGAGUGAUGCAGAUAUUGAACACUAUUAUCCGUGGAUCGAGCGAUGGGAUAUUGGUUCCGGUCCCACAAUAUCCACUUUACUCAGCUACUAUAGCUUUGCUCGGUGGUUCGCUCGUUCCGUAUUAUCUUGAAGAAACUGCAAACUGGGGUCUCGAUAUUGUUAACCUUCGCCAAUCAGUCGCUCAGGCUCGCUCUCAAGGAAUAACUGUACGAGCCAUGGUGAUUAUAAACCCUGGAAACCCUACUGGACAGUGCCUUAGCGAAGCGAAUCUGAAAGAGAUACUGAGAUUCUGUUACCAAAACAACGUGGUUUUGCUCGGUGACGAAGUUUACCAGCAGAAUAUUUACCAAGACGAGCGCCCCUUUAUAAGUGCAAGGAAGGUUCUGAUGGACAUGGGUGCACCCAUAAAUAAAGAGCUCCAGCUCGUUUCUUUCCACACUGUCUCGAAAGGUUACUGGGGAGAAUGUGGACAGCGUGGCGGAUACUUCGAGAUGACUAAUAUUCCUCCCAAGGCAGUGGAGGAGAUAUACAAAGUUGCUUCCAUAGCACUGAGUCCGAAUGUUCCUGCACAAAUAUUUAUGGGACUCAUGGUCAACCCUCCAAAACCGGGAGAUAUAUCGUAUGAAAGAUUUAUCAGAGAGAGCAAAGGUAUACUCGAGUCUUUGAGAAGGAGGGCGCAGCUAAUGACCGAUGGGUUCAAUAGCUGUAGAAACGUGGUUUGCAAUUUCACAGAAGGUGCUAUGUAUUCGUUCCCACAAAUACGCUUACCACCAAAAGCAAUCGAGGCUGCCCAAAAAGCUGGAAAAGUAGCCGAUGUUUUCUACUGUCUGAAGCUUCUAGAAGCUACCGGAAUUUCCACUGUCCCAGGUUCUGGAUUUGGUCAGAAAGAAGGGGUUUUCCACUUGAGAACCACCAUAUUACCAGCUGAGGAAGACAUGCCUGCAAUUAUGGACAGUUUCAAGAAAUUCAACGAUGAGUUCAUGGAGCAAUACGAAGACCACAAAGGCUAUUCGAGGAUGUAAUAAAAGGGGGUGGUGAAUUGAAGGCGAAAAAAAUUUGAUGGUCCGUUUGUAUAUUUUCUUUUCUUUGAUGAAACUCAAGAAAUAUUUAUAUAUAACUUUGUUGCAAAUGUUUAUAAUUCGUCUGCUUCCGUUUUGCUCGAAAAGUUACUUUAUGUAUUCCGAGACAUGAAAAUAUCAACCUUAUUUUCUAUAUAUAGUCUUUGUAAACAUUUCCUUCGUCAAGAUUAUUGCUUCGUACCGUGGUUA